CUUCCCAGAGCAGACCACCGCGAGCAAGCAGCCAAAGCAGAGCAAGAAGCCGCAGCCAGCCAGCCAGUCUCCUCCUCGGGCGGGAGGGAAGAGAGAGAGGGAGACAGCGACCGGGCGAGAGGCGGCGGAGGCUCCGAGGAGCAAGCGGCCGGCAGCGUUGGCCCGGGAAAGGGACGGGGCCGGAGGAGGUUGGCUGAUCGGUUGGAGGGAGGGAGGGGAUGGCGGCGCGGGCGCGGCGGGCGGCGGCGUGGGAGCAGGGCGGCGACGAGUACGACUACCUGUUCAAGGUGGUGCUGAUCGGCGACUCCGGCGUGGGCAAGUCCAACCUCCUCUCCCGCUUCACCAAGAACACCUUCUCCCUCGACUCCAAGUCCACCAUCGGCGUCGAGUUCGCCACCCGCACCACACAGGUGGAAGGGAAGACGAUAAAGGCGCAGAUAUGGGACACGGCGGGGCAGGAGCGGUACCGGGCGAUCACGAGCGCCUACUACCGGGGCGCCGUGGGGGCGCUGCUGGUCUACGACGUCACCAAGGCCGCCACCUUCGACAACGUCAAGCGGUGGCUCAAGGAGCUCCGCGACCACGCCGACUCCAACAUCGUCAUCAUGCUCAUCGGCAACAAGACCGACCUCCGCCACCUCCGCUCCGUCGCCACCGACAAGGCGGCCGGCUUCGCCGAGUGGGAAGCCCUGUCCUUCAUCGAGACCUCCGCGCUCGACGCCACCAACGUCGACAAGGCCUUCCAGACCGUCCUCGCCGAGAUCUACCGGGUCGUCAGCAAGAAGGCGCUGUCGUCGACGGACGAUUCCGGCGCCGGCGCCGUCGGGGAGGGGCAGUCCAUCCUGGUGUCCGGCGGAGAACCCGCCAGCGUUUCGUCGAGGUGCUGCUCUUUCUAGCGGGAGUCGCCGAUGUCACCGUGUUAAGUUAUAAUGCCUCUGAAAGUUUGCUGAAUUGUUGGGAUACUGCUCGUGCUGAAACUGCUGCAGAGUUCAUCUCUGAACUACUAUUCGAUAAGAGUUUCAUCUAGUUGUUAGUCUGUCAGCCGUGUGGUGAGGUUCAGGUUUGCCCUGGCCUUGGAAAGAAUCCAUCGGUUUGCUAGUGUUUCUGAAAGUCCUUUGCGUUGAAAUGUUGUGUAUUGCGUUCUCCUUUCAUCUCAGUAUUCAUCUGUCA
This is a messenger RNA of Triticum dicoccoides, 1170 nucleotides long. RefSeq names its product ras-related protein RABA2a-like. Gene Ontology annotation, molecular function: GTPase activity; GTP binding. The coding region runs from base 219 to 896 and encodes 225 amino acids. Lineage: Eukaryota; Viridiplantae; Streptophyta; Magnoliopsida; Poales; Poaceae. The transcript has 2 exons. The record is from RefSeq and is a predicted model, not a curated record.